Messenger RNA from Schizophyllum commune H4-8, 1333 nucleotides. RefSeq lists its product as uncharacterized. The transcript is spliced from 3 exons. Bases 56 to 1180 code for a protein of 374 amino acids. The record is from RefSeq and is a predicted model, not a curated record. NCBI's taxonomy places the organism in Eukaryota, Fungi, Basidiomycota, Agaricomycetes, Agaricales, Schizophyllaceae.
GUCCCCAACAGCGUCAAAGUCCCCGGCGACGUUGCAGCCUUCUGGCUCGCCAACGAUGUCGAAGGCUGCCUCGACACCUUUCAAGAUAGCUUUCCCGUUCAAGAAGAAGGAUGCGCCGCCGCCUUCGCCGGCCUCUGCGUCGUGGGCUGCGAGCAACCCGUUUGAGGCGAGGUUGGGUCAGUCGACUUCGACGACUGGUGUGGAUGCCAGUGGGAGUACGGGUACGACUGGCACGAGUGCUGCAGGCACGAGCGGGGUUGCGUCAGGGCCGGCGACGACAGCCAACCCAUCCACGUCGCCUACAAGCGCGGUGGGACCUUCUUCGUCCCCUACGAGCGUGACGAGGCCACCUCUGCUUUCAAAGAAACCAACAACGAUUGCUUUCCCGUUCAAGAAAAUGAAGGAGCCUGCUCUAGUCCUUGAUCAAGGAUCCACGCCGGCUUCGAUACGGGCAAGGCCGGCGAGCCCGUCCGCUCCACCGUCUUCUGCUGCAGCGAAUGCUACACUCCAGCCCGCGGAUUCUGGCCCACAGCCAACGAAGUUGACGUCCUCCGCUUCGUCGCCUGUCGUAACCACCCAGCCAGCGAAAGCCGCGGCGCUCUCUCCCUCUGCUACGCACCCAGCGAUCCUGGCGGCCUCUGCGUCUGCAGAUGCCCUGGCGACCUUUGCUACGCAUCCAGCGGUGCUAGCAACCUCCCCUCCAGCGACCGCACCUGCGCCGGCGACCUCGACGUCUGUGGUUGCUUCAACGCAUAAAUCCGGCACCUACCCGUAUAUGCCUCGUACUGCGCCUGCGCCUGCACCACCGCCGAAGCCCCUGUUCACGCGGAAGAAGACGGCGACGGCAGCUGCAUCCGCCGCGCCCGGCGCGAGCGCGUCCGCGUCAAGCUCCCAAACCGCGUCAACGGCCAGCACCUCGAACACGGCGCAUCCUCCGCAAGCCCUGACGUUCAAGCACUUGCAGGUGGUGUACAAGCUGGAGAACGACGGGACGUGGACAUGCAGGCUGUGCGCUGCGCUGUCGAAGACGAGGAAGUUUGGGAAGGAUGCCAAACUACCGGAACUCGCGGACCAUGUGAAGGAUGUGCAUCCGCUUGCAGCGAACGAGCUGUCGGGUGUGAGGAACUGGGAGCUGACGGAGAUGAGGGGGAGGUUGGGGCUGGGGGUGGCGAGGAAGUGAUGGGUUUCCAGGGAUAAGUUCAUGAUAUUUACAUAGAGGUGUGGAUAUGCACAUUGUACCACUUACUACUUCGCGCUGGUGUACCGAGUCUGUAUGCUCAUGAUACCAAGUUUCUGUCACAUUUAAAUCUAUAUCUAGGUCUCUGUGGCUCCC